AUGGGACACGCACAAACAUACUUUGUGGGAGGUGUCUCCGCCCUCGGCGGUCUCCUCUUCGGUUAUGACACCGGUGUAAUGUCUUCCAUUUUGGAGAUGAAGCAGUGGAAGAACUAUUUCCAUCAUCCCGGUUCGACUGGUGUCGGUGUCAUUACCUCGAUGCUUACCUGCUGGCUGCUUUGUCGGCUCGCUUUCUCGCGUAAGCGCUCCAUCAUGGGUGCUUGCAUUAUCUUCAUCAUCGGCGUUAUCAUCCAAACUGCUUCCAUUAACCGCGGCAUGCUGAUUACUGGUCGUUUCAUUGCUGGUCUCGGUGUUGGUACUCUGUCCAUGGUCGUCCCUGUCUAUCAGUCCGAAGUCGCUCCUCCCACUAUUCGUGGUCGUCUCGUUUCGUUCCAGCAGUGGGCUAUUACCUGGGGAAUUCUGAUCGCUUUCUGGAUUGAUUACGGCUGCCACUUCAUCAAGAGCAACGCCUCGUGGCGUGUACCUAUUGCCAUCCAGAUGGUGCCUGCUGUCAUUCUAUUCAUUGGUAUGAUCUUCAUUCCUUACUCACCCCGCUGGCUUGUGGAUAACGACCGCUUCGAUGAGGCUCGCAAGUGCCUUGCUCGCCUGCGUGCUGGUGGUGACGAGAAUGAUCCUGCUGUCAUCGAGGACUACACCGAGCUGGCCAAGUACCCUAUUCGCCGCCGUGUCGUCCUUGGUGUUGUCAUCCAGGCUCUCCAGCAGCUCACCGGUAUCAACGUCAUCAUGUACUUUGCACCUUCGAUCUUCAAGCAGUCCGGUCUCAGCUCCGACAACGCCUCACUUCUUGCCCAAGGUAUCAACGGUGUCAUCAAUAUGCUGGCCACCAUUCCCUGCCAUUCUGCUGUCGCCACCGGCGCCACUCAGAACAAGGAGAAGCUAUCCGAUGGGAGCGUCGACCUACAUCUGCCUAAGGGUGUCUCGUACCUGGUCAUUGUCAUGGUGUACCUGUUUGUUAUCUCGUUCGCUGCCUCGUGGGGCCCUGUUCGGCUGGAUCUAUCCGGCUGA
This is a messenger RNA of Linderina pennispora, 1026 nucleotides long. Its product is annotated as general substrate transporter. Gene Ontology annotation, cellular component: membrane. The coding region runs from base 1 to 1026 and encodes 341 amino acids. The transcript is spliced from 4 exons. NCBI's taxonomy places the organism in Eukaryota, Fungi, Kickxellomycota, Kickxellomycetes, Kickxellales, Kickxellaceae. Gene Ontology annotation, molecular function: carbohydrate:proton symporter activity. Gene Ontology annotation, biological process: carbohydrate transport; transmembrane transport. The record is from RefSeq and is a predicted model, not a curated record.